This is a messenger RNA of Sarcophilus harrisii (Tasmanian devil), 4821 nucleotides long. RefSeq names its product solute carrier family 44 member 1 (gene SLC44A1). The record is from RefSeq and is a predicted model, not a curated record. NCBI's taxonomy places the organism in Eukaryota, Metazoa, Chordata, Mammalia, Dasyuromorphia, Dasyuridae. The coding region runs from base 287 to 2254 and encodes 655 amino acids. Gene Ontology annotation, molecular function: choline transmembrane transporter activity. The transcript has 16 exons. Gene Ontology annotation, cellular component: plasma membrane. Gene Ontology annotation, biological process: choline transport; transmembrane transport.
CAGCAGCAGCAGCAGCGCAGCCGCCCCCCGGGCAUGUCGCUGGUGCGGGUCCUGAGCAGCUCCCCCUGAGCUGUAGCCGUCUGGUCCCUGAGGCGGAGCAGCACUGAACGCCAGCGGGUGCCCGCGGAAGAGGAGGAGAAGGAGAAGGAGAAGGAGGAGGACGGGGGGGACAGGCCGGCUCCCUCCCCCGGGCCGGCCGCCGGGGUUGUGGAUGCCUAGGGGCCCCGGGGCGUAGCUAAGCGCUCGCCCCCUUCCCCCUUUCCUCCUUGGCAUCCCCGGCCCCGCCAUGGGCUGCUGCAACUCCACCUCCGCAGCACAGAGCUCCAAGCGAGAGUGGAAGCCUCUGGAGGAUCGAAGCUGUACAGAUUUACCAUGGUUACUGCUCUUCAUCCUCUUCUGCCUUGGGAUGGGAUUUAUUUGUGGCUUUUCAAUAGCAACAGGUGCAGCAGCAAGACUAGUGUCAGGAUACGACAGCUAUGGAAAUAUAUGUGGGCAGAAAAAUGCAAAAGUGGAAAGAAUACCUAACAGUGGCAUGGACCACACCCAUCGGAAGUAUGUGUUCUUUUUGGACCCAUGCAAUGUGGACUUGGUAAAACGGAAGAUCAAGUCUAUUGCUCUGUGUGUAGCAGCAUGUCCAAGCCAUGAAUUGAAAACAAUAUAUGAAGUCCAGAAGUUUGCGGAAAAGAAUGGCUCUGCUUUAUGUCUAUACAACUUAAAGCCAUCAGAAUACAGUAUGCAUUCAAAAGCCUCUGUUCUCUGCCCCAAACUCCCAGUUCCUGAGAGUGCACCUAUUCCAUUCUUCCAUCGCUGUGCUCCUGUGAACAUUUCCUGCUAUGCCAAGUUUGCAGAGGCCCUGAUCACCUUUGUCAGUGACAAUAGUGUCUUACACAGGCUGAUUAGUGGAGUAAUGACCAGCAAAGAAAUUAUAUUGGGACUUUGCUUGUUAUCACUAGUUCUAUCCAUGAUUUUGAUGGUGAUAAUUAGGUACAUAUCCAGAGUACUCGUAUGGAUCUUAACAAUUCUGAUUAUACUGGGUUCACUUGGUGGUACAGGUGUGCUGUGGUGGCUGUAUGCUAAGCAAAGAAAAUCACCCAAAGAAACUAUUAUUCCAGAACAACUUCAAAUAGCUGAAGACAAUCUCCGAGCCCUCCUCAUCUAUGCCAUUUCAGCUACAGUGUUCACAGUGAUCUUGUUCUUGAUCAUGUUAGUAAUGCGCAAGCGUGUUGCCCUCACCAUUGCCUUGUUUCAUGUGGCUGGCAAAGUCUUCAUUCACUUGCCACUUCUUGUCUUCCAACCAUUUUGGACUUUUCUUGCCCUUCUCCUAUUUUGGAUAUACUGGAUCAUGACUCUGCUUUUUCUUGGCACUCUAGGUAGUGCUAUUCCAAAAGGUGAAUUUGUGGAAUUUGAAGUUUCUGGCCCUCUGCAAUACAUGUGGUGGUACCAUGUGGUGGGCCUGAUCUGGAUAAGUGAGUUCAUUCUAGCCUGUCAACAGAUGACUGUGGCAGGAGCUGUAGUAACGUAUUAUUUUACAAGGGAUAAAAGGAAUCUGCCAUAUACUCCCAUUUUGGGGUCAGUGAACCGGCUCAUCCGCUACCACCUUGGUACAGUGGCAAAGGGAUCUUUCAUUAUUACAUUAGUGAAAAUACCACGAAUGAUCCUCAUGUACAUUCAUAACCAACUUAGAGGAAAGGAAAAUGCCUGUGCUCGAUGUAUGCUGAAAUCUUGCAUCUGUUGCCUCUGGUGUCUUGAAAAGUGCCUAAAUUAUUUAAAUCAGAAUGCAUACACAGCAACAGCUAUCAACAGUACCAACUUCUGCACCUCAGCAAAGGAUGCCUUUGUAAUUCUAGUGGAGAAUGCUUUGAGAGUGGCUACCAUCAACACAGUGGGAGAUUUUAUGUUAUUCCUAGGCAAGAUCCUGAUAGUCUGCUGCACAGCAUUAGCAGGGAUUAUGCUGCUAAACUACCAGCAGGAUUAUACAGUAUGGGUACUGCCAUUGGUCAUUGUUUGCCUCUUUGCUUUCCUGGUUGCUCACUGCUUCCUGUCCAUUUAUGAAAUGGUUGUGGACGUAUUAUUCUUAUGCUUUGCUAUCGAUACCAAGUACAAUGAUGGAAGUCCUGGCAGAGAAUUCUACAUGGAUAAAGUCCUGAUGGAAUUUGUGGAGAAUAGUAGAAAAGCCAUGAAAGAAGCUGGUAAGGGAGGGGCAGCCGAUUCCAGAGAGCUAAAACCGAUGGCUUCGGGAGCAAGUUCAGCUUGAAUCUAGCCGACCAUUAUGGAACCCAUUGACAUUCCAAAACCAUAUAUAUACAUAUAUAUGUAUUUGUGUAUGUGUGUGUAUAUAUAUAUGUAUAUGUAUAUGUAUAUGUAUAUGUAUAUGUAUACAUAAUCAGCCAAAAUCAGAGAAAAGGAACAGGGAUUUAAUACUUUUUUUAAGAUUAUUUUUGUCAAACAUGUACUCCUUUCAUACGGGUGGCUUUUACAGGCAAUUUUAGUCAUUUAGUUUUUUCAAUAGUAAUUGUAUUAAUGGAAAUGUUAAGAUUCAUAUCUGAUGAAAGUUUUUAAUAAUUUAAGGGAGGAUUGAAUUAUAAUUAUUUUAAGUAAAAGCAUUAGACCAAAUUCUUUGUCCAAAAUACAAAAAUUUAUUAAUGGGGUCAAAUUCCCCAAAAUAUGCAUUAUAUUCAGAGUAUGUUUUAUAGAUCCUUAAGCCCAAAUGAAUGGGACAGACUAUUUGGGCAUAUAUAUAUUUUCCAGAUAAAUUAGACAUUAAUUUAAAUCCUUGCCUUUAAAAAGCUUCUCUAUACAAGGAAGUCAUGAGAUUAGAUGGCAUUUUACAUACAAAUGGGCCCAGAAUCAAUUUCCAUUCUAAUUCAUGAAUUUAUUAAUUAUCAUUAAAAAGUAAACAGAUCCUCAGGUAUUUUUAGGUGGCCCUUAAAUCUUAUGUCAAAGGGAAUAGCAAAAGGAAUAGAUAUUUUCUGAUGUAAACUUUUUCUUCUUAUAUCACUUUUUCCUUUUCUUUUUGAUUUCAGUAACUUCCUUUGUACUUCUGUGCCCUGGCCUUAGAAGGGCAUACGUUCCAUAAACAAACAGCUGAGCAAACUGCCAACUAUGAAAGUUGAGCAUUUAAAUAUCUGUAUCUUGGUUUUGCUGACUUAAUCAUGCUGGUAGAAAGAAAGCAGGGACAGAAAUGCAAAAAUUACUUAAAACUUUUGUGACUUUGAGUCAGUUCUAGGAACUAUCCAUUGAUUUCAGGAUAAAUGGCCAUUUUAUUUCAUUGCUUGUGAUCAAGUGUGUAAACCAUGUCAACUCAGCCUGGCAGGUGCUUCUCACUAUGAAAAUCAUGGAGUAUCCAAUGAUACAGUGACUACAAAAGAACUGGUUCAUGUUUUGUUUUUUCAAAUGUUGAAAGUUUCUUUGGUUUUAUUUCAACUCUCAAAGCUUACCAGAUAUGAAUGGCUAAUGUUCCAUUGUUCUGCUUGUUGUAAUGGUGAAUGCUUUAAAACAAAGUGUAUUUGCUAAGAAUAAUUCAUGAUCUCUUUAUGUGAUAACUCCUUUUUGUUACAAUUUUUUUAAAAAAGCUAUUUUUGUUAAUGUAAAGUAAAUAUUUCAGAGCAGAAUUUUUAAACUUAUUGCACUAAAUACAGGCUCUGUAAGAAAAAUAACGCCUCAGCAGUUUAUCAUUCCAUAGAAAGAGAAUCUUUUGAAAGAAAGCAUGCCUUUCUAUCAAGCUUAGACAAUGGAUUAGAGUGGUGUGUAUGAAUGUAUGUACUUUUAAUGUCACCAGAACUUCAUAAGCAGCUGUUUGCUAAUGUGCUUCCUUUCAAAGGAUUGGACCUUUAAAUUGCUACAGAAGGUAAAUUGUAUUUUUUUUAAAUGACUUUGUGCUCUUUACUCAAGGUAAGCUAGCCAAAUGCCUUGAUUUUAUUUUUAAAGCUCAAAGCAACACUUCUGAUUUUUCAGAAUCUUAGAAAUAAGAAUCUGAAUUUUAAAAAUACAAUUUAUAACUUAUGUCUUAAAAGGAUCAAGGGAAGCUAACUUUGUGAGAAUAACCAUUUGAAGUCAGUAAUUCUCCAGAAGUUAACUUCCACAAUUUAAACAGUAUCAUUCUUUUCUAUAUGCAAUAUGGUAUAGUGGAAAGAGCAUUAGAAGACCUGGAUUCAAGUCCCAGGCCAACUACAGAUGACUUAACGUGAGUAUGGGCAAGUCAUUUAUCCUCCCUAGGCCUCAGUUCCUCAGAUUUAAAAUGAGGACAUUGAACUAGAUUAUCUCUAAGGGCCUUUCCUGCUUUUAAUUUAUAAUUAAAUAAUUUGAAAUGGCAAGAUUCUAAUUGUGGAACUAACCAAAUUCUAGUUCAAAUUGAUGUAAGGGAAGAAUCAGUGUUAUAUUUGAAUGUAGAAUGACAUCAGCUCCAUAGCAGUUCCAGAUUUUUGACAAUUUAGGAACAUUGGCAACCAAGUUAAGGACUGGAAUCAGGGAAGAUUGAAUACCAAAACUGAAGUGAUUACAAGUUAUAAGCAUUUCAGGAGGUAUCACCAUCCCCCACUCCCAUCCCACCUUCACCCCACCCCCAUGGCCUGAUGGAAGUCCAGGAUUUGGAAGUUUUAGGUUCUGCUCACUUGGACAUCCUGACAUCAUGGAUUCUUGCUGCUCCCUGUUCCAUAUGCUUGCAACCUCUGCUGUUUGGAAGCCACCAGAAAUGCUUUCUUAAUAUCAUUUGCAACUAGAACUGUAAUCAGAAAGAAAUUUUGUAUUUUUGUAUAACUUGACUGUGUGCCAUUUUAUAUAACAGGCCCUGUUUUGCAAAUAAAUUUUGUUUUACUAACACUG